CUCGUGCCGUUGCCCCAGCCCAGAGGCGACGCUUGCCCGGCUGCUCGGCGCCAUGUCCCACCAGACCGGCAUCCAAGCUAGCGAAGAUGUCAAAGAGACUUUUGCAAGAGCCCGGAAUGGACAAUACAGAUUAUUAAAAAUAGUUAUUGAAAAUGAACAGCUUAUUGUGGGAUCUGCUAAACAACCUGGUGAAUCCUGGGAAAAGGACUACGAUUCCUUUGUUCUCCCACUCCUUGAAGACAAGCAGCCGUGUUAUAUAUUGUACAGACUAGAUUCCCAAAAUGCCCAAGGAUAUGAAUGGAUCUUUAUUGCCUGGUCCCCAGAUCAUUCUCCUGUUCGUCAAAAAAUGUUGUAUGCAGCUACUCGAGCUACUUUGAAGAAAGAAUUUGGAGGCGGACAUAUUAAAGAUGAAGUGUUUGGAACAAACAAGGAUGAUGUUUCUUUGAAUGGAUACCAAAAGUACUUGGUAACUCAGUCUUCCCCUGCCCCUCUGACUGCAGCAGAAGAAGAACUUCGACAAAUCAAAAUUAAUGAGGUACAAACUGAAGUCAGUGUUGAUACAAAGCAUCAGACUCUACAAGGUGUAGCAUUUCCAAUAGCAAAAGAAGCCCUCCAAGCGCUGGAAGAAUUGAAAAAUAAACAGCUAAACUAUGUGCAGUUGCAAAUUGAUAUGAAAAACGAAAUGAUUGUCCUGGCUAGCACUCUCUCAACGGAACUGAAAGACUUACCGAAAAGGAUUCCAAAGGAUUCUGCACGGUACCAUUUUUUCCUCUACAAACAUUCCCAUGAAGGAGACCACUUGGAAUCGAUAGUUUUUAUCUACUCUAUGCCUGGCUAUAUGUGUAGUAUACGAGAGCGGAUGUUAUAUUCUAGCUGCAAGAGCCCUCUCCUAGACAUUGCAGAAAGACAGCUGUGGAUGCAGAUCAUCCGAAAGAUCGAAAUAGAUGACGGAGAUGAGUUAACUGCUGACUUCCUUUAUGAAGAAGUCCAUCCUAAACAACAUGCGCACAAACAGAGUUUUGCUAAACCGAAAGGACCUGCAGGAAAAAGGGGAAUCCGAAGGUUGAUCAGGGGCCCAGCUGAAAGCGAAACACCUACUGACUAAAUUCAGCAAGUACACCGGGAACAAAAACAUUC
Molecule: messenger RNA, 1137 nt
Organism: Euleptes europaea (tarantolino)
Lineage: Eukaryota; Metazoa; Chordata; Lepidosauria; Squamata; Sphaerodactylidae
Gene: TWF1
Product: twinfilin actin binding protein 1
Exons: 9
Coding region: 53-1105 (350 amino acids)
Biological process (GO): barbed-end actin filament capping; regulation of lamellipodium assembly; actin filament depolymerization
Cellular component (GO): cytoplasm; actin filament; myofibril
Molecular function (GO): actin filament binding; actin monomer binding
Source: RefSeq, a predicted model, not a curated record